CGUCGUAGACGAGGGAAGCGUUUUUUCCCUCUUUGGUUUUGCUUCCGCCCUCCAUUCCAGCUGAAAUUCAGUUUGUGAGAAGCCUAUUUCGUAGCCCAACACUGAAGCCGCAAAGUACAACCGGUUCUUAUUGGUGUGUGAGAGAGAGCCGGUUGUUUUUAUUUGCGUCUGCUUUCUUCCAACUUUUAUUUGUGUAACUUGUGAGUGUAUUUUAUUCAUGCUUUGCAUCAUAGCGUGUUCGCGAGCACAAUGCUACGGUAAAAAAACGUAAAGCCAUAUAGAAUUUUGAACCCGUCGCGUGUGAUGCAUCUCGCAGUAGUCCGGUUGUAGCACAAAGCGAGAGCUCGCGAGAGGACUUCGGCCACCAACGCCAACUACGUGUGUACUCAAGAAGCGUUCCAGUUCGAUGUGUGCAUUGCAUUGUUUGUCAUCGCGUUCGCGCCGCGUGUACCGUAAUAAAUUAUUUUAUAUACGUGCGGUCAUGAACAUGAUUAUGAUGACAUUUAAAUUUUAGUUUUAUCGCGAUAUCACAACCGUUCGGAUGCUUUCAAUACCUUUCUCCGCGACGUGUUAAGCAUGGUGAAUGUGAAGUCCAAUAUUCCAAUAAGAUUAGUUGGAGCUUGCACAACAACGAUAAUUUUAUGAUCUACCGGAAUCACAUGUAAAAUUUGCCAAACCUGUGAAAGAUAACUAACCAUUGUGCAACGAAGAUUUACCACGUGAAGCUUCUAUAAAUAAAUACAGUGAGAUUCUUUAGCAAAAAAGUAGGAAGUACCGGCGGCAUUUUUACUUGAUAUGAUAAAAUAGUGUAUUAGUGAAUGGUGUCGUGUUUUUGAUGGAACAUGUUUUUGGAACAAACCACUAGCAUUGCCAAAUAAAGGAAGAACGCAUUGUCGAAUAAUAGUUAAACUCAUCCGAGUGAAUCCAGCCUGCCUAUAAUUUUGCCAAUAGUAAACAAACAAUGAAUUUAGACUCGAUUCCAAGGCCAGAAACGAUUCACGUCGCAGCUCCAGGAGCUACAACACGUCCACCACAAACCAUGCCCCAACGAUCACCUUUCGCUAUCCAGGAGCUGCUCGGGCUGAGCGACAGCUCCCGACCCAGUGGAGUUGUAUCCGCCGUAACACCAUCUCUUUAUCCGGGCGUAGGACAAUCUCCAUUCUCAGCGGAUCAGCAUCAAAUGCAGAUGGCAGCAUCGCGAAUGGCCUAUUUCAACGCUCAUGCUGCUGUCGCCGCCGCUUUUUUGCCCCAUAAUAUGGCAGCUAGCGCGGCCGGUGGUCCACUGCAACUUCAUCACCAGAGUACUGCUGGUUUUCCUCAUUUAAAAUCUACAUUUGGAUCCGCUACAAGCCCAUGUUUACCAGGAGGAAUGGAUUCCAGUAAAGAUUAUACGAUGGACAAUAUCAAUGGAUACGGCAAGAAGAAGAAAAAGAAACGAAGACAUAGUCGAACCAUAUUCACAAGUUACCAGCUAGACGAAUUGGAGAAAGCGUUCAAAGAGGCCCAUUAUCCCGACGUGUACGCCAGAGAGAUGCUGUCCCUUAAAACAGAUCUUCCAGAGGAUAGAAUACAGGUAUGGUUCCAAAAUCGGCGAGCCAAAUGGCGCAAGACUGAAAAGUGCUGGGGUCGAAGCACAAUAAUGGCUGAAUACGGACUAUACGGUGCUAUGGUCAGGCACUCACUUCCACUGCCGGACACCAUCCUCAAGUCAGCCAAGGAAAACGAAUCCGUUGCACCGUGGCUACUAGGUAUGGAGAUGAAAAGUAUGCACAAAAAGUCGCUCGAAGCGGCGGAAACACUUAAAAACUCGGAAGAUAACAGCGACCGAGAGGAAACGAGAACGGAAGGGAGUGACAUUAGUGCUGGAUCUAGUUUAAACAAUCACGGAAUGUCACCAAUAAAGUCCCCUGGUUUAAUACCAUUAGGAAGCACGAAUAUGGGUAGUACAAGUGGUAGUAUUAACCUGAGCUCUAGUUCGGGAAGCAAUAUACAUAAUGCUCAUCAUAAUGCAAAUCCUUCAACAAGCGGAAUCUCUCACCUGUCACCAACGUCAGCUCACUCUCCAAUCAAUAGCACCUCGACAGCUUCGAUAACGCCACCGCCUCCAACGCCCGCACGGCAGCGAUCCUCUCCACUGGUAACGCUAACCGGUCAACCCCAGACAGGCUCGCUGGCGCACCCACAUCAUCACCACCACCAUCCACAUCAGACACACCAUCAUAGUCCCGUGGAUAGCAAAGAAUUUAAAGUCGCCGGUAGCAGUCCAACUGGAAGUAGUUAUCACCCCGAAAACGACCCUGAGGCGUUCAGGUGGGUUGACUACCGAGAUCCAGUUUCGUAUAUACGAAACAACUCAAUUGCUUGUCUACGUGCUAAGGCGCAGGAACACCAGGCCCGACUACUCAACAGUGGCCUUCUGUUGCAGGUUCGUUCACUGGCAGGACUACAAAAUCCGCUACAUCACAAUUCCCACGGUAGUGGUGGCGGUACAGGGAGCAACAUGCCUUCGCCAAGCCUUUGUGACACAAACGGAAACAACCUCAUGCUCGCCAGUUCCUCACAGCAUUCGUCAUCACAGGAAAAUCUUAACCUGGCAGCAAUUGAUCGGCAACGGUCCGAGGCAAACAGUAGCAAUGGCUCGGCCAUUUCGAUAAAGUGCCGCAGCAACAGUCCAAAUGUGUCCACCUUUUGACAUUAGAAUUGUUAGUAGUGAAAUUAUUGCCUCACCCUACUACUUUCCCCAGUGUACAGCGAUAGGCACAGUCAUUAGCUGAUAAGAAGUAUCCUUUUCCGUUUAUUUUGAGAAGUUUUUGAAUAAUAAACAAUUAAAGUUUUUGCCAAAGUAACGGCUGCUUAAUCCUUAGUGAAUCCACUUAAAACCUUGAAAGUUAUUCUGCGUAUUAUUUUUGCUGAACCUAACAUGACACACUAACCGUUAAAAAUAUUUCAUCAGUGUACUUAUGAUUCCUUAAUCUCGUACAUUCUCGCUCCAAUUUCUCAAGUCAAGUUUGUACAAUCAAACGUCAAAGUGCAAUGUCACGAGUAUAAAAUUGUCCAGAACGAACGUACUUUAAAAACUUCUGGCUAACCUUAUUUUCUUACAAUGUUAUACACAAAUAAGCCACCGUAAAUGUAAAAAGCCUAAACAAACGCCGAUUUUACAAUUGACACACUUUGAACAGUUAAUACGUAACUACCAAAACCCCAGCAAGUGAUUGCUCAACCCUUUUAAUCUAGUUCGAGAUCUCCGCGGACAAAUUUAUACGUCGAUACUUUCCAUUUAACCCCAGUUCCGACAUCGGCACUAAGCAUUACCAAAUCAACUUGUAGAUAGAACAACGAGGAAACAUAAAUCGAAUGUAACAGAUAGAGAAAACUAAUGGCUUCAGCCAUCUUUUUGCUACCUUAGUAGAGCACAGUCAUUACAUUCGUACUUAUGUGCAUUACAAUAAAUGUAAAUAAAAAUAGCAUGGUACAGAACUAGACGGAUCUGAUUUUCAAUGAAAAUGUAACAAAAGGUUGAGCCGUGGUCGUGUGAUGCCGGUAAUGUUUGACUUUAGGACACUUGCAAUAGUGUGGUGUAAAUGUACAUGAUAAGAUAUAAUGAUAUUAAAUAUAGUUCUAAGGAUUAUCUCCACUUUAUUGUAAUAUUCCAAUUAGAUCGUACUUAGAAAGUAUCGAAAACUAAAAAAAUACAAUGAUCACUGAACUCGUGGAAGAUUCUGUAGUACGUUUUAUUUAUUUGCGAAAUUAUCGGCCCGUUUACACAUAAAUAAUGUUCCUGUUGGGGUGUGGUGAAAAGUCGGCAGACAUCUCUGAUUGCAGUGUAAAAUAAUGUAUUUUGGAAUAAAGACCUACGGAACAGUGUUCAUCUUUUUGGAUUACGCUAUUUUUUAUUCCAAAAUACCAAAUAUAAUGCAUUCAUAUAGUACAAAACACUUAUAAAAGGCUGAGUUAGGUAUAAUGAAUCUUUCCGAAAAGUUUCCAAGUCUUUUAAAAAUUGAAGCUGUUGGUUAGACCAGUGUCUGCCAUCUUUUUUCAACGCAUUGAGUUAUAAUAUUGGUUCUUAACAUCGAAGCAAAGCUGUUGAUGAAAAUUUGCACGCAUUCCAUCCACUGUAGCCCGAGUAGUUAAUGAAUUAGUUAGGCACGCUCCCGAAUAUGGUGAAAUAGGCACCUUACCUAUCAAUGAGACGUACAUUUGCAGUUGGAGCUUCAAUAGAGGUAGAAUAUGGUAUCCUUGUUGCUAUUCGUCAGAUAAUUGUUGAUAAUCACGACACUCUCGGUCUGACUAUUUAGUAACCAUAUCGGCGGACACGGAAGUGGUUCAGGGAGAUUUCCUGAAC
Molecule: messenger RNA, 4345 nt
Organism: Topomyia yanbarensis
Lineage: Eukaryota; Metazoa; Arthropoda; Insecta; Diptera; Culicidae
Product: visual system homeobox 2-like
Exons: 8
Coding region: 962-2692 (576 amino acids)
Biological process (GO): regulation of transcription by RNA polymerase II
Cellular component (GO): nucleus
Molecular function (GO): DNA-binding transcription factor activity, RNA polymerase II-specific; sequence-specific double-stranded DNA binding
Source: RefSeq, a predicted model, not a curated record